CAUGCGCAGGCUCGCGCGGCGUUUUACUGUCGCCUGGCAACCGUCCGUUCCCGGGGCCUGGGGCCUGGCGCCUGACAUCGCUGUCUGGAGGCAGGAUGGGUAAGAAACAAAAGAAGGAAAUUGAGGCAUCUCCAAAAGAUGCAUUUAAUUCACUUAUUAUUGAGAGCAAAAACGUGCAGACUGUCGUUCUUAUGCUGGAUUCACUAGAAGAUGAAAUUUUGCUUAAAGCCUGUGAAGCCAUAUACAAAUUUGCUGAAAAAGGUGAUGAAAACAAAAUGAUUCUCCUGGCCCUUGGAGCUGUUCCAAAAUUAGCUAAAUUAAUAUCCCAUGAUGACAAACAAAUCCAUAUGUAUGCUACCAUGGGAUUUGGAGUGAUGGCAACCAAUAGUGAAGUUCGAAAAUCAAUGAGGCAGUUGGAUUUUCUACCAUCCAUUAUUGCAUGCCUAGCUCCAGAUGAUGAUGUUGUUGUCCAUGAACUUGCUACACUGUGCCUAUCUUCCAUAUCUAUUGAUUUCACGAGUAAAGUGGAAAUUUAUGAGAAAGGUGGGCUGGGACCACUAAUUCAACUUCUUUCAAGCCCUGACCCUGAUGUUCAAAAGAAUUCCAUUGAGUGUAUUUCAAAUUUAGUCAAGGAUUAUGUGUGUCGUGUUGCCCUUAAUAAAAUGAAUGGAAUUUAUCCUGUGCUGAACUUACUAAACUCUGAAUAUCCUGUCAUCCAACAAUUGGCACUGCAAACCCUAAUAACCGUCUCCAGUGAUGCAGGGAGCAGAAAGGCACUGUUUCAGAAUGAAGGUCAUGAAACACUUCUGCAGGUUCUUGAUACACCGGAAUUUAGUGAUCUUCAUGCAGAUGUAUUGCAUGUCCUGGCGAACUGUCUGGAAGAGGCACAAAAUGUUACGAUUAUCCGUGAAUCAGGAGCUUUGGAAAAGUUUUUGUUAUUUCUAGCUACAUCCUCGUUUCCUGAAGCACAGAGGCAUGCAACUAAUGCAAUAACAAGAUCAGCUCGUAACAGUGAAACCAGAAACAUUUUCCAUCAGGAAGGUUUGGAAAAAGUAUUGGUGAUGCUUUUAGGAAUCAAUAACGAUGCAGUCAAAAUAGCUGCCUGUGAAGCUGUGUCAGUUAUGUGUGCAUCUGACUCUAGCAAAGAGGCUUUCAGAACAGAAGAAGCUAUUUUUCAGAUAGUUCCACUGCUAACAAGUGACAAUGUGGAAAUGAGAGAAGCUGCUGCAUUAGCUCUAGCAAAUUUAACAACUGCUAAUUCCAGCAAUGCCAGUGCUUUGGACAUCCUGCAAGAAAUAAACCUAUCCUCCAGUCACAAGAAUAAUUUUAGUGAUGCAGCUGCGAAAAGACUGCUUGACCAUAAUGCAGCUCUCAAAUAUUGUCUGACUGGCUACUUGUCAUUCAAUGAUGUCAUCACAGAUGGUUUCUAUGAUCCUGGUCAGAUAAAACCAGGCAUGAAGGUCUUGACUUUGGAAGAACACAGUAAUCAAGAGGUGAACCAGCACCGGCCAAUACUGCUAAUUAAUGUGAAAAAAGCAGAUGGACACCAGAUGGCAGGAUUGCCUAUAGAAGAAAAACUCACUGAGGCUCCGUUAGCUGUCAGUAGUCGUUUCCCUUCUAGCAAAGCAAACAGCAAAGAUAAACCAUCCAGCAAAGGAAGAAGCAGAGGGAAAAAAGAAGAGGAAAAAGUUAAAGAGGAACAAUCGCAGGCCAAGACUGAGGAGGAAGAGAGAAAUAAACCAUGGGAAUGUCCUUAUGAUGUACUUUUUGAUGCCUACCUCAGUGAAAUUACAAGAAAUAUUUUACCUCUUGUCAGCACAAAAGAACAAAUUGUGGCACUUGCAAUAGAAUCCAAAAUCACAGAUGCAAGUCUUCAGCCAAUUCAAUUCACUCCAUGUGAUAUCAAAAAAUGGUUGGAGGCAUUAGAUGCUACAACAGCUGUGGGCCCUAACAACUUUCCAGCAAGAUUAGUUCUCCCAGAACUUGCUGCAACUCUAGCCAAGUUGUUCCAGUACAGCGACAACACUGGCAUCUCCCAACAACGUGGAAAAGUGCCCAGGUUUGUUUCUGAAAAGAUGGGUGGGCCUAUAAGCAAGGAAAAGCUUCAUGAAUUCACCUGGGAACUACACAUUGCUGAACUGAAAUCUGAAUUAAAAUCUAACAUCAUCCCCAUUGGAAAAAUUCAGAAAGGAAUCUACUACCACAGAGCCCUUCUAUUCAAGGCUUUAGCAGAUAAAAUAGGAAUCAGUUGCAGUCUUGUUCGUGGAGAGUACAGCCGAGCCUGGAAUGAAGUCAUGUUGGUUGAUCGACCAACUCAAGAUGUUACUGGGCUUUUCAUUCCACCAACAAAAUACAUUGUGGAUCUUGUGCACCAAGUAGGCAGCUUGAUGAGAACUGACAGUCCUGAUGCAGCACAUUAUGAAAGUUUCACUAGUUGUAAACAUACAACUUGUAAAUGUUGCAAACAGUUGUCUUGGUACCUGGAUCACUUUGAAAGAAAAUAAAUAAAUUGUUAAAGUCUGCAUUUGACAACUUCAAAUUUAGAAUUUAAACAGUUUAUAAAUUGUUGCUACAAAAUUGUAAAUGCCACCUUAAAAAUGGACAAUUGCGUCACUAUGCCAGU
Messenger RNA from Rhincodon typus (whale shark), 2623 nucleotides. It is a transcript of the gene armc3, whose product is annotated as armadillo repeat containing 3. The coding region runs from base 96 to 2504 and encodes 802 amino acids. Lineage: Eukaryota; Metazoa; Chordata; Chondrichthyes; Orectolobiformes; Rhincodontidae. The transcript is spliced from 17 exons. The record is from RefSeq and is a predicted model, not a curated record. Gene Ontology annotation, molecular function: protein binding.